CAACACAUCGGUGAUGGAGCAGCGUCUGUUCAUAAUCCUGUUUUUCACAGGAUUCGUCCCUCUCGUCGUGUCUGUGCCUCGUAAGUACUACCUGAUCCAGCAGGGGAAAACGUGGAGCAAAGCUCAGGCUUACUGCCGAGCCACACGCACCGACUUGGCUGUCAUAGAAAACAACGAGGACAUGGUCCGACUUCAGACUGAAGCACAGAGACAACAGUUCAGCUCCAGUGCUUGGAUUGGACUGUACAAUGACAUCAACAGCUGGCGCUGGUCCUUGGGAAACGAGCCACUGGGAAGUAUGAGACUGUGGACUACAGUAGAGCCCAACAACUAUAACGGACUGGAAUCUUGCGGCAUGAUAAGCUCAUCGGGUUGGAACGAUAUGCCAUGUACAAGCGCAUACCCCUUUGUGUGCGUUGAUGUGUCCUAA
This is a messenger RNA of Pangasianodon hypophthalmus (striped catfish), 430 nucleotides long. RefSeq names its product C-type lectin domain family 10 member A-like. Lineage: Eukaryota; Metazoa; Chordata; Actinopteri; Siluriformes; Pangasiidae. The transcript has 3 exons. The coding region runs from base 14 to 430 and encodes 138 amino acids. The record is from RefSeq and is a predicted model, not a curated record.